UUGGAACUCGACAAAAAUCCCUAAUUCCAAAAACUCCCUCUCUCGGAUCUAUAACAAGAAACGAUGUCGUCUACUCGUGAAGAGAAUGUGUACUUAGCCAAGUUAGCCGAGCAAGCCGAACGUUACGAGGAGAUGGUUGAGUUCAUGGAGAAAGUCGCCAAGACCGUUGACUCCGAGGAGCUCACUGUCGAAGAGAGGAAUCUCUUGUCCGUUGCUUACAAGAACGUGAUUGGCGCUAGGAGAGCUUCAUGGAGGAUCAUCUCUUCCAUUGAACAGAAGGAAGAGAGCAGAGGGAACGAAGAUCACGUCUCGAUUAUCAAAGACUACAGAGGGAAGAUCGAAACCGAGCUCACCAAAAUCUGUGAUGGGAUUUUGAAUCUUCUUGAUUCUCAUCUUGUUCCCGCUGCGUCUUUGGCUGAGUCUAAAGUGUUUUAUCUGAAGAUGAAGGGGGAUUAUCAUAGGUACCUUGCUGAGUUUAAGACUGGUGCUGAGAGGAAAGAUGCUGCUGAGAACACUCUCGUGGCUUACAAGUCAGCUCAGGAUAUUGCACUUGCUGAUUUACCUCCUACGCAUCCGAUUAGAUUGGGACUUGCUCUUAACUUCUCUGUCUUCUACUAUGAGAUUCUCAACUCACCUAACCGCGCUUGUAAUCUCGCCAAACAGGCUUUUGAUGAAGCAAUCUCUGAGCUGGACACAUUAGGAGAAGAAUCAUACAAGGACAGCACACUGAUCAUGCAACUUCUCCGUGACAAUCUGACCCUCUGGACUUCUGACAUCAAUGAUGAGGCGGGUGGUGAUGAGAUCAAGGAGGCGUCAAAAGACGAGCCUGAAGAAGAGAAACAUGCUUAAACGUUGAAGUGACUCUAGAGAGCGAGCGUUACUAUGUAUUGGAUUUGGCUCUAGUUUCUUAAAAACAUAUGCUAUGGGGUUUGUGUGUGUAGAAGCAGAGAGAAGAUCAUCAUUUGAUUUUCUCCUUUGAAAACUCAUGUUCUCUCUUUUUUUUUUAGUGCUUUUGAGUCUUUGGUUUUACUUUGUUUCUUGUUAUUAUUUUUUAGGAAAUUGAGAAACAAAACUCUCAAUUAUUGCUUUGGUUUCAAGUUAAACUCUUUGGUUUUACGUCGUUGCUGGUUUCAACUCUUUUUUGCC
Molecule: messenger RNA, 1146 nt
Organism: Eruca vesicaria subsp. sativa (arugula)
Lineage: Eukaryota; Viridiplantae; Streptophyta; Magnoliopsida; Brassicales; Brassicaceae
Source: the annotation of a GenBank genome assembly